AGAAAACAUUUUCUGUACGCUUAUUUUAGUCACUAACGUAAAUAAAAAAUAAAUAAAUUGUAUAUAUAUAAAACUUUAUUUAAAAUGUAAUGAAUUACGAAACAGCUUCAGGCAGUUUCCACGGACACCUAAGGUCCUGCUGCGAUUUGACAUUGCUUGCUUGUGUUAGUGAAGCGGUUAGCAUGGUAGGUAGUUGUGUCUGUGGCUGUGUUUGUAAGAGCAGGUGAAUGAGUUUGAGCUGCCGGUGGGUUAAGUGAAGUGGGUUGGAGAGGAGGUGAGAGGAGAGGAGAGGAGAGGAGAGGAGAGGAGGUGAGAGGAGAGGGGAGAGGAGGAGGAGGAGGAGGAGGAGGGCGGCGGCUGCCAGAGAAUGGCUCUGAUGCUGGGCUUGCUCUCAGCGGCUUCUGCUCCCCUCCGCUUUGGACUGAGAAGGACUUUACAACGCUCUUCAUUCACUGCUGCUCUUGGAAAACUUUCACCAACCCUAUUAAAGGGCCAAACUGACAGGAAUCUGACACUGAAUGGCCUGAAGCCGCUGUGGACUGUAAAUAAUCCCUGGUCUACAUCUAUACUUUACUCAGUAGAUGCUUCUAAAGAUGGACAACCAGGUGGACCAGAACGUCAGUCGAGUGGAGGAGGAGGAGGAGGAGGAGGAGAAGGAGGAGGAAAGAAAGGAGGGAAGAGAGACUGGAAAAGCCGUUUACUACAGGGUGAUAUUCCAUGGGAUGAUAAUGAUUUCCGCUACAUGGCGGUCACAGUGGCAGGCGUUGCAUCUGCCCUGCUCUACUUGUACCUCCGUGAUCCAAGCAAUGAGAUUACUUGGAAAGACUUUGUCCAUCGCUACCUGGCCAGAGGACUCGUUGAUAGUUUGGAGGUCAUUAACAAGCAGUUUGUCAGGGUCAUCCUAGUCCCAGGAGCAGAUGCUUCAGAUGGAGGCUACGUAUGGUUCAACAUUGGCAGUGUAGACACAUUUGAGAGAAAUCUAGAGGCAGCUCACUAUGAGUUGGGACUGGAGCCGUCGAACAGAGUGGCGGUGGUGUACCGCUCAAAGAGUGAUGGGUCUUUCAUUAAGAGCAUCAUUCCUACUUUGCUGCUGAUUGGUUUUCUGCUCUUCACCCUACGACGAGCAUCAAUGGGUGGGCCCGGAGGUGGCGGAAAGGGGCGUGGACUUUUCGGCAUGAGUGAAUCCCCUGCCAAGAUGAUGAAGGACAGCAUAGACGUGAAGUUUAAAGAUGUAGCCGGGUGUGAGGAGGCAAAGCUGGAGAUCCUAGAAUUCGUCAACUUUCUGAAGAACCCUCAACAGUACCAGGACCUGGGAGCUAAGAUCCCAAAGGGAGCUGUGCUGUCAGGACCUCCAGGAACAGGCAAGACUCUGCUGGCCAAAGCCACUGCUGGAGAGGCCAAUGUCCCCUUUAUUACCGUCAACGGAUCAGAAUUCCUUGAGAUGUUUGUGGGAGUCGGUCCAGCCAGAGUGAGAGACAUGUUUGCUAUGGCAAGGAAGAACGCUCCAUGCAUCCUUUUCAUAGAUGAGAUUGAUGCGGUCGGCAGGAAGAGAGGUGGAGGAAACUUUGGUGGUCAGAGUGAGCAGGAGAACACUCUCAACCAGCUGCUUGUGGAAAUGGACGGUUUCAACAGCAGUACAAAUGUUGUGGUCUUGGCUGGCACAAACCGACCUGACAUCCUGGAUCCUGCUCUGAUGAGGCCUGGUAGAUUUGACAGGCAGAUUUACAUAGGUCCUCCUGAUAUAAAGGGUAGAGCCUCUAUCUUUAAGGUUCACCUGAGGCCCCUCAAACUGGACCCAAAUCUAGACUCAAAUGCCCUUGCUAGGAAAAUGGCUGCUUCCACCCCUGGUUUCACAGGAGCUGACAUUGCGAACGUGUGUAAUGAAGCCGCCCUAAUUGCUGCCAGAUAUCUCAGUGAAGCUGUCAAUACCAAACACUUUGAACAGGCCAUUGACCGAGUGAUCGGAGGUCUCGAAAAAAAGACACAAGUCUUGCAGCCCAAUGAGAAGAAGACGGUGGCGUAUCAUGAGGCCGGACAUGCUAUAGUCGGCUGGUUCCUCGAGCACGCUGACCCACUACUCAAGGUUUCUAUUAUUCCACGUGGGAAAGGUCUGGGCUAUGCUCAGUACCUCCCUAAAGAGCAGUACCUGUACACGCGGGAGCAGCUGUUUGACAGGAUGUGCAUGAUGCUGGGUGGUCGCGUGGCUGAGAUGGUUUUCUUUGGCAGGAUUACCACUGGCGCUCAGGAUGACCUGAAGAAAGUCACGCAGUCAGCCUACGCUCAGAUCGUGCAGUUUGGGAUGAGCGAAAAGGUAGGCCAGGUGUCGUUUGAUCUGCCAAGGCAGGGCGACAUGGUGUUAGAGAAGCCCUACAGCGAGGCCACGGCAGAGCUCAUCGAUGAGGAGGUCAGAGAACUGGUGGACAACGCUUACCAAAGAACUCUGAGGCUCAUCACUGAGAAACGUGACCUGGUUGAAAAGGUGGGAAAACGUCUCCUGGAAAAAGAGGUGCUGGCCAAAGCUGACAUGGUGGAGCUGCUCGGUCCCAGGCCAUUUGAGGAGAAAUCUACCUAUGAGGAGUUUGUAGAUGGCACAGGCAGCUUUGAGGAGGACACAAGCCUACCGGAGGGGCUAAAGGACUGGAACAAGGAAAAGAACCUGGACGAGGUGGAAACCUACCAAAAGAAACAGGCAGCUUAAAACCCUCUCGGUCUACUCUUGUAUCAGAUACUCAGUGUGAGAUGGGUUUUCCGUACUGACGAGAGGUUGUGACCUUGUAUUGUGACAUGGCUGCAUUUUACAUCUGUCCAAUGUUAAUAAGAGGCUUAUAAUCAGAUUUGAACUGCCUUAAUCAUCAGCAGUGGAGGCGUAGGAAAUCUUGUACUGAAGUCAGUACACCAUUUCAUUUUUAAAAAUUAUUGGAUACAAGACCUCAGUUGGUGUGCUGAUUUUUAUUUUUUUAUUUUUUUUUAUUUUAUUUAAAUCCUCUUUAUGAAAGGGGAAGAGAAGAGACAAUGCUGUAUAUUUGUAUAAUUUGCAGACUGGCCUGAAAAACUUGUUUUAACAAACCUGUAUAUUGUACUUAUUUAAUUGAACAGACUUAUUCAGCUUCAACAGCAACACAUCUGUUCAAGUUAAUACUUCAUGGUCAAUGAUGUUUUAUUCUGGAUGUCUCCUGUUUCAUUAAAAUGGUUCAUGUACACCUCUUUAAAAUGGUUUCCUCCAAAAAAAGAUGAUGUCAAAAUAUGCCACGUUCUUGACGAUUUUCAACAACUAUAAAAGGUACAUAUUUUUGCUCAUUUACUGUAUCUUAAAGUGAAACUGUGUAGACUGUAAGUGGAUUACUUGUAUCUUCUCUGGUGUGAGUACCUCCUGCAUAGAUUCUCAAUCCCUUUUAAGGAGAUGUAGCCUAAAUCCAGCACAGUCAUUAUGCACUAUGUUGGACUGGUACCAAGAAGGCAUUUGUCUGAUCUGACCAAAAAAAAAAAACCCCCCUCUGAACACAAAUUGCUGUGAGAUGCAAGAUGGUCGAGUAGUUUUUGCUACUUGGUAUUAUUGGUGCAGUGAGCAACGUUGCCACCUCACAAGUCCAAGGUCCUGAUUUCAUUCCUGAGCUCAGGUUACUGUCUGAGUGGAGUUUCUUUAUCCUAUCGUUUCUGUUGACACACUCUUUCUUUAUAGUUGUGAUAUAAAGCCUGCUCCUCACAGAUAUCAUAGUCGUACUGUUUUGGUUUGCCCUAGUAUCCUGUUUAUGGACAAAACCAAGCCACGAUUUCUUUGUCAGCACAACUAGGUCACAGCCAGAUUGAUUUAUCGCACCCUCAGCUUCCCUCCCUUCACACGGAUACCUUGGUCAUCAGGGAAAUUCUUGCUUUCAAAGCUGGACACUAGAAUAAGUGCCAUCUUACAGGCUUGGAAAUUCAGUUAAAAAUGCUGUAAGUCUAUAUUUUAGUCGCAAUACAUGCGGCGUCACUGCUGUGAUUAUAGUGUGUUGUUGGUGUCCUUCUGAAAUCCAGUGUAAAUACAGCAGCACAAUAGGCUCAUUAAGACUAUACGAUACUGUUAAAAAAAAAAUCUGAGAUCGCUUCUCAUAAUUUAUUAACAUUCACAUAUGUAUUCACUUAAAACUGCGUAUACUGUACACGGUUAAACUGGAAUUUAGGAGGUGGGGGAGCUUUACUUCUUUCAUGGGUGCAAAUGAUGUGCAAAGGAACAGUAUUAUUCAAUUUAUAUGCUGUUAAUGCUAUGGAAAUGUGAUUGAAAGACGUCUUUGAUGUAUAUAAAACCGAUAUCACAACAUGUAUAUAUUCAUUUCAGGCAAUAAUACAUGAUACAGUACAGCCUUAAGCUAGCAAUUAAGGAACAUGCUUCCUCAAAAGAUCAAAUAUACAUCUACCGCUAUGCAUGUAUGUAAGUUCUUACCAUUUUGAAAUGUAUUUUCUGUAGAGCAGUGUGAUUAUAUUUUCACCAAUCAUAUGUCAUGCUAUCAUUUCUAUUUCCAUUAGAUUAAAGUACUGAAACUCAGAUAUGCCUAAAUGACCAUGUCCUCCCCAAUAGUUUUUCCUGGAUGUAGCUAAUAUAAUAACUUAUAAAUAUAAACCAGAUGCCUUUUCAGGUAUUUAGUUAAAAAUACUGUUAGUAUUCUAAAUUUUAAGCUACAAUUAUUUACAAUUCACAAUUCUUACUUGUUUUCAAAGUAAGAAGCAUUCUGUCUAUUCAUUUUAGUUAUAACCUCAUUUUUAAUGGUAUACUGCUUUCCCAGUCAUUUUGGGUAUCAUCUGCAGUGCUGUACUGGGCACACCUAAAAAUUUUGUUACAGCGUCCAGCAAAUGAAAUGAAAAUGCAUGACGUUGCAUAGUGCUUGCAUCAUAGUACAGUCAGGUACUUGUGCGUGUGUGUGUUGGACUGAAGUCUCAUCCAGGGUGUAUUCCUGCCUCACCCACUGUUUCUUUAGCCCAUUAAUUUGUCACCCGUUUGUCUAUACGCAUUAAAAACAACUCCAUAUGAUCACUGGCAUUUAAAUUCACAUACAAAGUAACAACAUGCACGGUGUUUGAUUUUCUUUCAAUUUUAUUCAUUUAGGUCGGUUGGAUUUUUUCCCGUCGUCGUUUCUUCAUGUAUAAUGUCAUACCCUGUUUUAAACAUGCUUAACAUUUAACCCUGUAAUAACCUGUAACUGUCAUACUGCUUUAUAAAUGCUCAAGUGAAAAAGUUUGGCACGAUUGAAUGGCAUGUUGUUCAUUUAAUCUUUUCAAUUAGGACUCGGUUAAAACACUUCAAGGAAUAUAAGUGGGUAUAUUUAGAUGUAAAAUAUAAUUGCUUUGAUGUUUAGGCAUUAAGCCUGGUUGCUCUUCCUAAUUUAAUGUGUCUCCUCUUUUUUUUUUUCUUUUUCUUCCUCCCCCCAAUAAUUCGGGAGCUAGUCUAUGUGUAUGAUAAUGCAGGUGAGGGUUUUUUUGUCCCACUUGUAGAACAAACUUGCUGUUGAUGAAUUGCCUCACUCGUUAAAACAUCACUUCCCCUUCCCGACAGCUCCUUAGGUCAGUUCUUCUCCAUUCAAAUGAUCCUUAAAGACACUGAAUGUGCCAGAAAGCUUCAUGAGGUCAUGCUGCCAGUUCGUCACAUAGCUAGGCUGAAAACUGUUUAACUGUAUCACUGAUACGUUUCCCAUUGAUUGCUGGUUAGAGGAGAAAUUUUGCAUUUCCUGAAGAGCCCACUCUUCUAUCACCAUUCGAUGUUAUCUAUUGGCUCAAUUUGCCUCGUUUAGGCAGAAAGAUCACUGUAUCUUGAGUAGGGGUCUCUGUGUCCUUUCAGAGAUCCCUCAUCACUUCCUUGGGAAGGAAUCUUCAUCCCCCAGGCAAGGACGGCACG
This is a messenger RNA of Ictalurus furcatus (blue catfish), 5866 nucleotides long. It is a transcript of the gene afg3l1, whose product is annotated as AFG3-like AAA ATPase 1. Gene Ontology annotation, biological process: protein-containing complex assembly; mitochondrial protein processing. The record is from RefSeq and is a predicted model, not a curated record. Gene Ontology annotation, molecular function: ATP binding; ATP hydrolysis activity; metalloendopeptidase activity. Bases 368 to 2698 code for a protein of 776 amino acids. NCBI's taxonomy places the organism in Eukaryota, Metazoa, Chordata, Actinopteri, Siluriformes, Ictaluridae. The transcript is spliced from 16 exons. Gene Ontology annotation, cellular component: membrane; m-AAA complex.